AUGUCUGUUACCACACAAGCAACCAUAGCUUCCUUCGGAGGCAAGCUGUUGAAGCUCGCUCAUCAGUCCCCCACACUUGGCUGCGAGAUGAAGUUCAACCUCUACCUCCCUCCACAGGCGACCCAGAACUCACUGCACAAGGUUCCUCUGCUCAUUUGGCUGUCCGGGCUGACAUGUACCGGUGAUAAUUGCUCGGAGAAAGGCUUCUUCCAACACGGAGCGAGCAAGAAGGGAAUCGCAGUUCUCUACCCCGACACCAGCCCAAGAGGAAUUGGCAUCAAGGGUGAAGAUGAUUCCUACGAUUUCGGUUCAGGAGCUGGCUUUUAUGUCGAUGCCACCGCCGAGCCAUGGUCCAAUAACUACAAGAUGUACACCUACAUCACCAAGGAACUUCCCGAAACCGUCUUUUCUGCCUUUGCCGACCAGAUCGAUUCGAGCCGAGUAAGCAUCAGUGGACACAGCAUGGGUGGACAUGGUGCUUUGUCGUUAUACUUGAAGAAUCCCGGUAAAUAUAAGAGCGUCAGCGCAUUUGCCCCAAUCGCAAAUCCCCUCAAAUGCCCUUGGGGAGAGAAGGCUUUCAAGGGUUACUUCGGUGAAAGUGACUGGCAGAAGAAGGGUGCAGAGCAUGAUUCUACAGAACUCUUGAAGCGUUGGAAAGGGGGUGACUUGGACAUCCUUGUGGAUGUGGGCACCGGUGACAACUUUCACAAGCAAGGCCAACUGCUACCUGAGAACUUUAUCGCCGCCGCAAAGGAAAUAGGACAGGAGAAGGGACUUAACGUUCGAUUCCAACCAGACUACGACCACAGUUACUACACCAUGGCAACUUUCUCUGACGAUCACAUUGAUCAUGCCGCAAAGUACUUGUUCGCAUAG
This is a messenger RNA of Exophiala spinifera, 876 nucleotides long. RefSeq names its product S-formylglutathione hydrolase. The coding region runs from base 1 to 876 and encodes 291 amino acids. Gene Ontology annotation, biological process: formaldehyde catabolic process. Gene Ontology annotation, cellular component: cytosol. The transcript has 3 exons. Gene Ontology annotation, molecular function: S-formylglutathione hydrolase activity. The record is from RefSeq and is a predicted model, not a curated record. Lineage: Eukaryota; Fungi; Ascomycota; Eurotiomycetes; Chaetothyriales; Herpotrichiellaceae.